Molecule: messenger RNA, 1761 nt
Organism: Monascus purpureus
Lineage: Eukaryota; Fungi; Ascomycota; Eurotiomycetes; Eurotiales; Aspergillaceae
Source: the annotation of a GenBank genome assembly
AUGUGCUUCCCAGACAAGUCUACGCUCUUCCUGAUUCAUGGCCAUCGCUUGUCUCUCUUCAACUUCAGCACCAACAGGGGCGAUGCAUUCCUCCUUCCACUCCUCUCCGUGGACGUUUGCAAAAACACCAGAAGCUCCAUGGAUGAAUAUACAGACAAGGUCACGCUUGACCGUGACGACUCUACUCACAUGUCCCCAGUAAGCCUCAGAGGGAAAAUACUUGCAUCUAGGGGUGUUGCAAACUUCCUAGAAGACCGGCUGCUCACUAGACUUCUAGAGCAAGUCGUUCCAAAGGAGGAUACUAGCCUCGAUGAUGAGCCCGCCCUGUUUGGCCUGAGGAGUGUGCCUCCGCUCCAUGAGAAGCCUGCCUUCAGUCUACCUUUGAUGACUGCGAAUUUUCGCCGUUUCAAUUCGAGAAUCGGUAUUGUUUUCGAAUUCCAGAGACAAGUCGAGCGGCUUCUAAGUUGGUCGAAGCCGACACACACCCUAUCGUUCUUGAUCGUUUAUUCAUUUGUUUGUCUUGAUCCAUAUCUUCUUGUUCCCAUACCCUUUGCUGUAAUUUUAAUCCUUAUCAUGGUUCCUUCAUUCUUAGCACGCCAUCCUCCCCCUCCAUCUACAUCUACCUCCAGUACUGUUCCUUAUUAUUCGUACCAUGGCCCAGCACUUGCUCCGCCAAAAGUCAUCAAUCCGGCUCCUGAGUCGUCGAAAGACUUCUUUCGCAACAUGCGAGAUUUGCAGAAUACCAUGGCGGAUUUCUCUGAUCUGCAUGACGCCACAAUCGCUGUCUUCGGGCCUAUGACGGACUUUUCCAAUGAGAGUAUCUCGUCGAUUGUAUUUCUAUUAUGUGUCUUUGCCACGGCAAUUUUGUUCCUUACGGCGCACUUGCUUCCGUGGAGAUUUAUUUUUCUUUUUGCUGGCAAUGCUGCCGUCCUUUCAAUUCACCCAAGCUUCCGGCUUCUGUUUAGCCAGUCUAAUAAAAGCGCACCGGCGGAUGAGAAACCUCCUGCAACAACAUCAGGUGGAAAGAAAACACCUGAUGGUUCAGCAACUCCCUUGGAGUCAACACCAUUUUCCGAUCUGUCUCUGCUGGAUUCAGCAGUUCAGAUUUCCUUGGACACUUACACUGAAGAACGGGAGGUGGAGAUAUUCGAACUCCAAUAUCGGUCUCUGGCCCCACACUCAGAGUCCCACUGGGAGCAUUUCUUAUUUACUCCUUUGCCUCAUGACCCACUUUCACCUGCUCGUAUUGCCGGAGAGCGUCCAAGGGGUUGUCGGUUCUUUGAGGACGUUCGAACCCCCCCAGGCUGGGCCUGGAAAAGCAAGACCUGGGAGCUGGACCUUAACUGUGAAGAAUGGGUUGUGGAGCGCAUGAUUACUGGUGUUGGGUUCGAAGCCUCCGGGAAUUCUUCCGAUAGUAGUGGCUCGAGCGAUUUGCCCGCCGGCUGGGUGUGGGAUCUACCACCUAGUCCGCCUUCGCGUGAUGAAGAUGAAGAAGUCGUGCCGACUUUGGCCUAUGGUGAUUUGAAGGAAUCGAAGAAAGAAGACCAUGACGAUCAUCAUAGCCAUCAUCACCACUAUAAGUUCAUCAGCAAGUUAAGAGAAAGGGGGAAGUCGAAAGCCUCACCGCGCGACUGGGAAGAGAAGGUUGUAGGACCAGACGGAAUGGGUGAGUGGAGGAGAAGACGAUGGGUGCGGGUUGUCCACAGGAUCAGUGUCCGGUCUUUCAAGGAGAAGAGCAAGCCAAACGAUCAUGCGCAUUGA